This is a messenger RNA of Oldenlandia corymbosa var. corymbosa, 3120 nucleotides long. Lineage: Eukaryota; Viridiplantae; Streptophyta; Magnoliopsida; Gentianales; Rubiaceae. The record is from the annotation of a GenBank genome assembly.
AUGUCUGAGCUGUGCUUUUCAAGCACGUCCAGGUAUCACCUCAUAAGAACCCGCAUCAAAUCUGACUUCUUCCUCCUCUGUUCCUUCAUUUUCUCCCACCCUUUACAGUUUGCCUUCCUGAUUUUCUUCUUCCCAUACAUUCACAAAAUCCUGUCUUUUAUCUUCCCUCUUUUUGUUACUACAUCCCUCUUCCUCCUUGCUUUCUUAACAUUCGUCCCGAACUUCUUGAUUAAUGACAAUCAAUCAGCACCAGAAACCAAGGUAAGUUUUCUCACUGUUAGUUAUCGUUCAAUUGUUGAGUUGCUGAGGUCUAAGAUAGAUAAUCAACGAGAGGAAUAUCUUCGGUUGGAGGAUUUUGAAGUUUUCAGAGCUGUCUUCGAACAGCCCACCAUUCAUGAUGCUGAUGUUGUCAACAAAGUUGAAGAAUCAGAGCCAGAAUCCAAGAAUACUCAUGAUUCUGUUCAAGAAGCCUGCAGCCCGGAUGAAGAAACAUUAGCCAGCCAGACGGAAUUGGAGAGUUUUGCUGAAUCGGAGAGCAACUGGGGUGAUAUGGAAGAUGCAGAUGAUAAGAAAUUGGGUAGUUCUUGGCAAGAUUGGGAUGAUGAUGAUUUCGAGGAUGUUAAAGUGAUGAACAGAAUUAGUACUGUGGAAUUGAAGAAAAUUGCGCCACCUUGCACAGAGGCCAAUAAAGCUAAUAUUAAUGAGAAAAAGUCACAAUUGAGCAAUGGAUCCGAGGCAGCAGAGGAAGAAGAAGCAGAAACAGGGGAUAAUGAUAAAAUAAGACGCAAUCAUUCGGUUGGUAAAGAAAAAGGCAGAGAAGAGUGUUACAAGUCAAAGCUUCUAAAAGUGCAUUCUCACAGUAUUGGUGCUAGUGCAGAUUACACAAAUGACCAUGGAAAUUACAGCUUAAGGGUUCAGAGUUUUUCUCCGUCAUUGGAUUACAGUUAUGGAUCAAUGAGGAAGGAGAAAGAAUGGAAGAGGACUCUGGCGUGCAAGCUUUUCGAAGAACGGCACAAUAAUGCUGCCGCUGCCGGCGCCGGCGCCGGGGAUCAGAGCAGUGAAGGGAUGGAUUUGUUGUGGGAGACGUAUGAAUCGGAGACAUCAACUAAGAAUAAAGCAAAUGGCAAGAAGAAGAGUAACACCAAGAAGACCAGCAAGCAGAGUUCUAAGAACAAGUAUGAGAUUAAGGUUCAUGAGGAAGAUGAUGAAGAAGAGAUUGAGGAUGAUGAUGAUGAAUCAACAAAUGGGCAAUUGUGCUGCUUACAGGCCCUGAAAUUCUCAACGGGGAAGAUGAAUUUGGGAGGAAUGGGAAGGCCAAAUCUGGUGAAAUUUUCCAAGGCCAUUAAAGGGAUUGGAUGGUUGCAUAGCUUCAAGAAGCAUCAUAGCAAGAAGGAUAGUUUAAAUAUGGCGAUGGGAAGAUUUCGGGGCUUCCGGACCACGCCCCGGGAUCGACCGACGGCUCCGCAAGUUGGGGUUUCUCGACUCUCUUCAUCAAAUCUCAAGUUCUCCGUCCCCGCUCUCGCCGUCGUGUUUUUUCUCUUCUUCACUUUCUCUUCCCUCCACAAAUCUUCCUCCAUUCCCUCCGAUCUCGAACAAGGUUUUUCUUUUGGUUCCUAUGUACUUGGACGCUCUGGCAGGUCGGUUCUAGCUAUGAAAUCAGAUCCAUUGAAGCCUAAAUUGGAUCAGCUCCGUAAGCAAGCCGAUGAUCACCGAUCUUUGGUUCAGGCUUAUGCUGCUUAUGCUAGAAAGCUCAAGCUGGAGAACUCCAAGCUUGUGAGGGUUUUCGCAGAUCUCUCUCGCAACUUCACUGAUCUCCUUACAAAGCCUUUUUAUAAGGAUCUGUUUGAUGCAGAUGCCACCUCAAUCGAUGAGUCCCAACUCAGGCAGUAUGAGAAGGAGGUGAAGGAAAGAAUUAAAGUGACGCGGCAAGUGAUUUCAGAGGCGAAAGAGAGUUUUGAUAAUCAGCUCAAAAUCCAAAAGCUGAAAGAUAAUAUCUUUGCUGUGAAUGAGCAGUUAACCAAGGCGAAGAAGCAGGGAGCUUUCUCAAGUCUGAUUGCUGCAAAGUCAAUUCCCAAGAGCUUACAUUGUGUUGCAAUGAGAUUGAUGGAAGAGCGAAUUGCCCACCCUGAAAAGUAUAAUGACGAAGGCAAGCCCUCACCACCUGAGUUUGAGGAUCCAAAGCUAUAUCACUAUGCCAUUUUCUCUGACAAUGUGGUUGCUGCUUCUGUUGUGGUGAAUUCUGCCGUAAUUAACUCAAAAGACCCAUCGAAGCACGUGUUUCAUGUGGUGACUGAUAAGAUGAAUCUUGGGGCUAUGCAAGUCAUGUUCAAGGUAAAGGAUUACAAUGGGGCUCACAUUGAAGUGAAGGCUGUGGAAGAUUACAAGUUUCUGAACUCUUCAUAUGUUCCGGUUCUUAGACAGCUUGAAUCUGCAAAUCUGCAGAAGUUUUACUUUGAGAAUAAGUUGGAAAAUGCUACAAAAGACACCACAAACAUGAAAUUCAGAAAUCCCAAGUAUCUCUCUAUAUUGAAUCAUUUGAGGUUCUACUUACCAGAGAUGUACCCAAAAUUGCAUAGAAUCUUGUUCUUGGAUGAUGAUAUAGUGGUGCAGAAGGAUUUGACUGGGCUUUGGAAGAUUGAUAUGGAUGGGAAGGUGAAUGGAGCUGUGGAGACGUGCUUUGGGUCAUUUCACCGAUAUAAACAAUACAUGAAUUUUUCUCAUCCCUUAAUCAAAGCUAAAUUCAGCCCAAAUGCAUGUGCAUGGGCAUAUGGUAUGAAUUUCUUUGACUUGGAUGCUUGGAGGAGGGAAAAGUGUACCGAAGAAUAUCACUACUGGCAGAAUCUGAAUGAAAACCGCACACUAUGGAAAUUGGGGACAUUGCCUCCUGGUCUCAUCACAUAUUAUUCAACAACAAAACCGCUUGAGAAGUCCUGGCAUGUUUUGGGCCUUGGUUAUAAUGCCAAUAUUGAAAAGGACGAGAUCGAUACUGCUGCAGUUGUGCAUUUCAACGGUAAUAAUAAACCAUGGCUGGACAUUGCCAUGACUCAGUAUAGGCCACUUUGGACCAAGUAUGUUGACUACGAAAAUGAGCAUAUCCGAGCAUGCAAUUUUGGUCUGUAA